AUGGCUACCUAUGACUGGUUCUUUACUCCAUCUUAUCAUAGCUCUCCGGCUCAACCACCUAUAGAUGAUCCUCAACUUCAAGCUGUCUCACCACCACCACUCCCGGUAGAGGAGCCACCGCAGCAGCCACCGCAACCACCUCCCGAGCCUCCGAGGCGAAGGAGGAACGCUCGCAUGUCCGUUAGAGGAGGACCCCGUUUCAGUUCUCCUCGAGGGUCGAGUUCCUAUCCCCCUAUUCCAGAGGACCCUCAGAUGGGUGGGCCCUCAAACGCGGCACCGGAGGAUAAUCCUCCGCAAGCUUCUUAUGCACCACCUAUGCCGCCUGUGGGAUUUGAUAACCCUAUUCCUACGUAUCCAGGUUCUUCCGGGUAUAAUCCUUAUGGAGACCCGUCGGGAUAUCCAUUGGGCUAUGGAACUCAUGACCCAUAUCUUACGGCUGCGCAGUAUCACCACCUUUAUCCUUCUACUUACCCUUCUAUGCCUCCAACUGACUACCCAAUUCAGGGUUAUCAGUAUCCUCCAUAUCAACCACCUCCAUCCCAGCAACUACAGCAGCAGCAACAAACUCAGGAAAUCUUAGAGAGGUUGGAUAAGGUUGAGCAUAAAACUAAGAAGAACAAGGAGAGACAUACUAGCUUCAUGAAAGGUCUCGCCAACCUUAUCAAGGGGAAGAAGAAAUAG
Molecule: messenger RNA, 681 nt
Organism: Helianthus annuus (common sunflower)
Lineage: Eukaryota; Viridiplantae; Streptophyta; Magnoliopsida; Asterales; Asteraceae
Product: leucine-rich repeat extensin-like protein 5
Exons: 1
Coding region: 1-681 (226 amino acids)
Source: RefSeq, a predicted model, not a curated record